This is a messenger RNA of Eptesicus fuscus (big brown bat), 2209 nucleotides long. RefSeq names its product alpha tubulin acetyltransferase 1 (gene ATAT1). Gene Ontology annotation, cellular component: microtubule. Gene Ontology annotation, biological process: alpha-tubulin acetylation. Bases 1 to 996 code for a protein of 331 amino acids. Gene Ontology annotation, molecular function: tubulin N-acetyltransferase activity. The transcript is spliced from 11 exons. NCBI's taxonomy places the organism in Eukaryota, Metazoa, Chordata, Mammalia, Chiroptera, Vespertilionidae. The record is from RefSeq and is a predicted model, not a curated record.
AUGGAGUUCCCGUUUGAUGUGGACGCGCUGCUUCCAGAGCGGAUCACGGUGCUGGACCAGCACCUGCGGCCCCCGGCCCGCCGACCCGGAACCACAACGCCAGCCCGUGUGGAUGUGCAGCAGCAACUUAUGACCAUUGUGGAUGAACUGGGCAAGGCGUCUGCCAAGGCCCAGCAUCUUCCCGCACCCAUCACCAGCGCCUCGAGGAUGCAGAGUAACCGCCACGUCAUGUAUGUGCUCAAAGACAGCUCCGCCCGACCGGCUGGAAAAGGAGCUCUUAUCGGUUUCCUCAAAGUUGGAUACAAGAAGCUCUUUGUACUGGAUGACCGUGAGGCUCACAAUGAGGUGGAACCACUCUGCAUCCUGGACUUUUACAUCCACGAGACACUUCAGCGCCAUGGCCAUGGGCGAGAACUCUUUCAGUACAUGUUGCAGAAGGAGCGAGUUGAACCACACCAGCUAGCCAUUGACCGGCCCUCCCAGAAGCUGCUGAAGUUCCUACAUAAACACUACCACCUGGAGAUCACAGUCCCUCAGGUGAACAACUUUGUGAUCUUUGAAGGCUUCUUUGCCCAUCAGCAUCGGCCCCCUGCUCCCCCUCUGAGGGCAACGCGGCACUCGCGCGCUGCGGCGGACCCUGUGCCCGCUGCUCCAGCAAGGAAGCUGCCCCCCAAGAGAGCAGAGGGAGACAUUAAGCCGUACUCCUCGAGUGACCGAGAAUUUCUGAAGGCGGCCGUGGAGCCUCCCUGGCCCCUGAACAGAGCCCCUCGCCGAGCCACCCCUCCGGCCCACCCCCCGCGCUCCAGCAGCCUGGGGAGCUCGCCAGAACGAGGUCCCCUCCGCCCCUUUGUGCCGGAGCAGGAGCUGCUGCGUUCCCUGCGCCUCUGCCCCCCUCACCCUACUGCCCGCCUUCUGCUGGCUACCGACCCUGCGGCCAGCCCGGCCCAGCGCCGCCGCACCAGCUCCCUUCCCCGCUCUGAGGACAGCCGCUACUGACACUUAACCCUCUGCCCCCCUGGGAGCCUCGGUGGCAGAGACCCCGUCCCCAAGAACCCACCCCUUCUCUUCCAGUGUGUCCCCAGGAUCCCGUGGAGCCUGACAGAGCCCCUCAGAUUCCCUCUUCUCCUUUCUUGGACAGCUGGGUUGCCCAGGUCCCAGGGGCCCACUACCUUGUAGCUCUCCUGGCCUACAAGCACCUCCUCUCCUAACGCGGUCUCUGACACUCCCCACACGAUGGUCCAGGGCAGCACGCCCUGGCUCCCUGCCGGACUCUAGACCACCAUGGAGGCCCAGCGGCCUCCGCUGCAGGAACCUGUCCCUGGAAUAACCGUGUCUCACUCUAGUGUCCGGUGAUGCCUAGUACUGCUGUGUGCUACCACCUGCUCUGCCGUUCAGCCGCUCACGCCAGCCAGUGAGGUUGCUUCGGAGCAGCCCAGGUGGAUAGGACAGGGACUUACAGCUCCUUCAAGGGACCCCCAAUAUGGCUAAGCUCUUCGUCACCUGUUCUGUGUGUGUGUCAGGGACCCCUGAGCUGAUGUCUGCUUUGGGGCCAGACUCGCACUUCUGAAGACAGCACUACCCCCAGGCCAGAUUCUGUGAGGGACUUCGCAGAUCUCAGCGAGCACCUGGGGUCAGAGGGGUCAUCUUUGCCACGUUUCACAAGAGGAGCCUGAGUCUCAAGGGCCCGUCAGCUCCCGGAUCCGUCCUCCCCCAGUAGCUAGCUGCUGCUGUAGUCCUUGUGAGAGUGUCCUCAGAUGAUGGGACCGUCUCUGGCCUUCCUUGCUUCUUUCCUCCAUAGCAGACCGUUUUCCCUGCUCCACACCCAGUGUGAGACCUCCUUCCUCCGCCCUAGGUGCCCCCCUGUGUUCCCCCAAAUCCUCGGGAGCAGGAUCUCCCUUUCUCCCUACUCAUUCCCUCCUUUCUCCUCCCUCUCAGUGUUGUUUGAAUAAAGUGUGAAUUCCUUUGUGUUUUUAAAUGGACAUUUUCAAUGAAGAAAGCACACCCCAAAAAGCAACGUAAGGUCUCGGCCUCCUUGGUGUCACCUCUCAUUUUCCUGGGACCUGAACCUCGGUCUCGCUCGUCUCCCUCAUUGCUGAGAUCCAGCAAGGAAUCGCAGCGCUCCCCUGCAGGGUCUAGUGUCCACCCUUCCCCACUGCAUUGCUGGGCCUUCUGCCCAGGUCCUGUCUCCCCUCAUGCAGCUGCUGGGUGC